ACUUUUGAGUUAGCCAACAACUUCGGAACAAGUCCUCAACAAUGUGCCCAGUUUUAUGAUACUCCAGAAGAAGCAAUAAAAGAUAUUCCGGAUGAUUCAACUCUUUUGAUUGGAGGAUUUGGUCUGUGUGGUAUCCCAGAAAAUUUGAUUGGUGCUCUUCUGAAACAAGGUGUGAAAGGAAUAACUGCUGUCAGCAACAAUGCAGGGGUUGAUGACUUUGGGUUGGGAAUGCUCCUAAAAACACAGCAGAUAAAACGCAUGGUGUCUUCCUAUGUUGGUGAAAAUGCAGAAUUUGAAAGGCAGUACCUGGAAGGGGAAUUGGAAGUAGAAUUGACACCACAGGGAACACUGGCAGAAAGGAUACGGGCUGGAGGUGCAGGCAUCCCAGCAUUCUUUACCCCCACGGCAUAUGGCACCCUGAUUCAUGAAGGAGGAGCUCCCAUCAAAUAUGGUCCUGAUGGUUCAGUGGUCAUUACAAGUGCUCCCAGAGAGAGUCGUGAAUUUAAUGGUCGCCAAUAUAUUAUGGAAGAGGCAAUCACUGGAGAUUUUGCACUAGUGAAGGCCUGGAAAGCUGACAAGGCAGGAAACUUGAUCUUCAGGAAAACAACUCGAAAUUUCAAUGUCCCUAUGUGCAAGGCUGCUAAGAUUACCAUUGCAGAAGUAGAAGAGAUUGUGGAUAUAGAUACUCUCCCCGCAGAGGAUAUUCAUGUACCCAGUAUCUAUGUGAAAAGAAUAAUUAAAGGAGACAGAUAUGAAAAAAGGAUUGAGAAACGCACACUGAAGAAAAAGAAAACUACGGAGGAACCUUCUACUCCUGGGGCCAUAAACAGAGAGAGGAUUAUUAGGAGGGCAGCCAUGGAGUUUAAGGAUGGGAUGUAUGCCAAUUUAGGAAUAGGAAUGCCCAUGCUUGCCAGCAACUAUAUCCAUCCUGAUAUUACCAUUCACUUACAAAGUGAAAAUGGCGUUCUUGGAUUGGGAGGCUAUCCAGAAGCAGGUGAGGAAGACCCAGAUCUGAUAAACGCUGGUAAAGAGACCGUCACUGUGGUCCCUGGGGCAGCGUAUUUCUCCAGUGAUGAAUCUUUUGCCAUGAUAAGAGGGGGUCACAUGGAUCUCACCAUUCUAGGGGCAAUGCAGGUGUCCAAAUUUGGAGACCUUGCCAAUUGGAUGAUUCCCGGUAAGCUUGUUAAGGGCAUGGGAGGAGCAAUGGAUCUCGUCGCUAGUGGAGGUGAUACUAAAGUAGUUGUUACAAUGGAACAUACCUCAAAGGAUGGAAGACCAAAAAUCCUUGAUAGCUGUGAACUUCCCCUUACUGGAAAAGGCUGUGUAAAUAUGAUCAUCACAGAAAAGGGUGUCUUUAAUGUGGACCCCCUUGAAGGUUUAACUCUUGUGGAGAUAGCAGAUGAUACAUCUGUGGAGGACAUUGUUGCUUGUACUGCAUGUGAAUUUAGAGUUUCAGACAACCUCCAGCCCAUGGGCCAGAUUGACCAUGAUCACUGAAGUAUUCAAACCAACAUUGACAGCUAUUUAGAAGGAAUGGGAAACUUUUCGUCUUUCUAAACUUAAACUUCUUGUAAUCUUGGCUGUAGACUUGUAGUUCAUCUUUUUCUCAACUACAUCUGAUUUCCCUCUCUUUUUUUUUUUUUUUUUUUUUUUUUACGCUUCACAAAUGUCAUAAUUUGAUGACAUACUUGAAAAUUGUAAUAUUUGUCGUUGAUAGUAACUGAUUUUAAGAUUAGGAAAAUAAAAUUGAUACAUUAAAUGAUAAUAAAGACCGAUUUAACAGACUCUGAAAGCUUUCUCCUCAUUUAAUCUUAUUGAAUGUUUUAUGUGCAAAGCAAAGUUUUUUGAAAUCAUUUAUUUAUCAUUAACUUUUAAUAAAUUCAAGUUAAAUGCUCAAGUUUAUAAAAACAUGUUUUUUUAUUUUAAGGAUAAAGUAUUCAGAAAAUCAUUCAUUAAAGUGAGUUUGAAAAAAUGUAUUUACUGUCAUUCAAUAUAUUAUUUGGGCAAUUCAAACAGCAUUAUGUGAAAGCACAUACAACUGUGGAGAUAGAAUCUUAAAACAAAUAACAAAUAACCAUGUAGAAACAUACAGCGUACAUUCACAUACACACACAUACAUACACAUACAUAC
Messenger RNA from Lingula anatina, 2131 nucleotides. RefSeq names its product succinyl-CoA:3-ketoacid coenzyme A transferase 1, mitochondrial. Gene Ontology annotation, biological process: ketone body catabolic process. The record is from RefSeq and is a predicted model, not a curated record. Lineage: Eukaryota; Metazoa; Brachiopoda; Lingulata; Lingulida; Lingulidae. Gene Ontology annotation, cellular component: mitochondrion. Gene Ontology annotation, molecular function: succinyl-CoA:3-oxo-acid CoA-transferase activity.